This is a messenger RNA of Ostertagia ostertagi, 264 nucleotides long. The record is from the annotation of a GenBank genome assembly. Lineage: Eukaryota; Metazoa; Nematoda; Chromadorea; Rhabditida; Trichostrongylidae.
AUGGUGCAAAAUGAUGCAACGGUAUCCUCAUCUGGGAGUUUGUCGGAAGCCUUUUCCAGAAAUGGCCAAGCGCACAAUGGGACCAGGAAUGCAACGCUUUACUUCGGUCAUGGGAACGUGACACUUUUUGGAAUCGCUGUUGUAUAUUUGCUGCUUUCCGCAAAUAUCAUACACUACUUUAUCGGUCGUUUCACUGCAAUUCCUGCUAGCAUGUGUAUGGUAAGUAACCUUCAUCCAAAUUUUUGCCGGAAGAAUCGUUUCAGA